Molecule: messenger RNA, 1024 nt
Organism: Dinoponera quadriceps
Lineage: Eukaryota; Metazoa; Arthropoda; Insecta; Hymenoptera; Formicidae
Product: farnesol dehydrogenase-like
Exons: 6
Coding region: 166-939 (257 amino acids)
Source: RefSeq, a predicted model, not a curated record
GUUAAGUACAGUUUAUAUCGCGCUGUAUCGACAGUGUGAUCCAGCUGUGCGCAUAUCGCACUGUGCGUAUCGACGUUUCGCGAUAUCACCGAAAGCAGCUGAGGCUGCUCGUGAUUAUUUCUGACGACGACGAAAUACUACGACGAGACACGCAAACAGGCAAUUAUGGAUCGUUGGCUUGGUAAAACCGCACUCGUUACCGGCGCUGCAAACGGCAUCGGCGAAGCAAUUACACGUGCUCUUCUGCGAAACGGAGUAAACGUAGCUGCUGUGGACAUCCAGAAGGAAAGACUGACGACACUGCUUGCUGACGUUUCGAAUCAGAAUCAGCCGGGCAGUCUGCAUAUCAUGUAUGGCGAUGUAAGCAAUGAGGAGGAUAUUAACAGAAUAUUUACGCAUAUCGAGACGGCACACGGCGGUGUGGACAUUAUGGUCAACAACGCUGGUAUCACUAAUUACGUCCGCGUGAUCGAGAGCGACAGGAAGACAUUUGAAAGGCUGUUAAAUAUUAAUGUCCUCGCAGUCGCUACGUGCGUCAACAAGGCGGUGCGCUCUAUGCGCGACCGAAACGUCGAAGGGCAUGUUUUCAAUGUCAACAGUAUUUUUGGCCACGAGAUCCCACCGCCAUUUAACUCAGAUUCCAUUGAUUGUAACGGCUGGAACUUGUAUCCCGCAAGCAAACACGCAACUGUCGCUCUGACUGACACUGUACGGAAAGAAUUAGCGGCGAUUAAAUCCCCUAUUCGAGUCACGAGUAUCAGUCCUGGUCUCGUAAAAACGGAGAUAGCUAAGCACACCGCGGAGAAGCAAGAAUUUUUCAAUAAAAUACCAUCCCUUGCACCGGAUGACAUAGCGGACGCGCUUAUUUAUGCUCUCUCAACGCGACCGGAAGUUCAGAUUACGGAGCUCACCAUCCAGCGCACGGGGAUGCCUUCCUAGUUUCUUCUAAUAUGUAUUUAAGUAUACGCAUUUCACGCCACGGUUGAACAGUUUGCAAUAAUAAAGACGAGCGUUAAAAAUACGA